AUGUCACGUUACAGCAACGGAGGAAUUUUUAACCCUGCUUACCAUGAAAGUCAAACCCUGGAAAUGGAUAAGAGGUCCUCCAGCAAGUCCCAUCACAGCAACCCGUAUGCCAGGGAAGACCCAGCCUGGCAGGGACAGAGGGCAGAGACGGGCCGCUCAUCGAUGGGCCAGACGAGCCAGGACGAUGCCCUGGGGAGAGUGCCCUGGGGCGGCUGGCAGGAGGGGAGCUGGAGGGGCAGAGACAGCAUCCCCAUGGGGCUGCUCUCAACACGACCUGAGAGCCCGGCGUGGCAGCAUGAACACAGCCACAGUACAUUCCAAAUAGACCCAGUGGCUCAGUAUGAUGCAUCACCGCCUGUACAACUUCCAACCGCAUUUUCAGGUAACAUGACGAUGCGAAGGAGAGGAAUGACAAUGAGGAGGAUGAGCAUGUUUGUUGGGGCUGAUCCGGCCCAUCUAGCCCUCACAGAGGAUGCCAUCAGGAGCGAAAUGGAGAAUGAGGAACAAAACCUGGUCAAAGAACUUGUUGCCCUGUCAACACGCGACCGAAUCCGGGCCAUUCGAGACCUUCCAAUGAGCUUUGAGGAAAAGAAACACAUCAGGAGCCAAGUCCUGGCUUUUAAGUCUUCCAAGCAGUCUCACCAGUUCACAUGUUUCACAGACUGCUCCGAGAACGUCUCACUGUCUCUCCGCAGGUGCGGCUCCGGCAUGACAUCAGCCAGGCAGACUCUAGAGCUGUGGCAAGGCACCAUGAAGGAGAUUGGUGGCAAGUUUGGCACCAGUGUGCUCUCCUACUUCCUGUUCCUCAAGUGGCUGCUCAUGUUCAAUAUCUUCUCCUUUCUGGUCAACUUUGGGUUCAUCACCAUCCCACUGCUUGCAUCUGAUCAAGCUCCAGACAUACCACAAGGCGUGACCUUCAGGGGCCUGGAGAUACUGACUGGGGCUGGUUAUUUCAACUACACUGUCAUGUACUAUGGUGGCUACAGUAAUGAAACAAUCAAAGGCCUGCUGGACUACAACAUGCAGCUUUCUUAUUUCUUCACCAUAGCUGCCUACAUGGUGCUGUGCGGAUUCUCACUUAUCUACAGCAUGGCAAGCUCAUUCAAGAGAAACUAUGUACUGGCAGACCCAGCUUCAGGCGGUGCAUGGCAGCUUCUGUGCAGCUGGGAUUUUAGCAUAACCAGUGAGAGGGCUGUGAGACAGCGCAAAAACAACCUUCGUAUCCAACUUAAGGAGUCUUUAUCAGAGAGGGCCCAAGAGGAGCUUCUCACACUCUCAGAGAGGCUGAAGCACUAUGGGGUUUACCUGGGUUCCUGGUUCCUGUCCACUGCCCUGGCAGCUGGCUGUGGAGCUACUGUCUACUAUCUGUGCCAAUAUGAGGAGGAGGUACGUAGAACUGAUGCUGCCAACUGGUCUCUGCUUCAAGAGGCAGAGACUCUGCUGGUUCCCUUCAUGGUGUCUCUGAUAAACCUGGUCAUCCCGCUAUUCUACUCUCUCUUCAACAAGUUUGAGCACUACUCCAACCAGCGGAGACAAAUCUAUGCUCUUGUGCUCAGAAAUGUCAUCCUUAAGGUGUCUGUUCUGGCUAUCCUGUGUUACUACUGGAUGAACACAGUGGCUAAGAAGUACUCAUGUUGGGAGUCCAUGGUUGGACAGGCUUUGUACCGCUUGGUCAUUGUUGACUUCCUCUUCCUCAUUUUGGGAUCCUUCUUUGGAGAGUUUCUCAGCAAUGUGAUUGGAACCAGGCUGAUACUAAGUCUUGGGGUUCCAGAGUUUGAUGUGGCCAGGAAUGUCCUCGAGCUCAUUUACGCACAGACUCUGGCUUGGAUUGGCAUCUACUUCUCUCCUCUGUUGCCUGUCAUCCAGAUCAUCAAAUUUUUUAUUUUGUUUUACCUGAAGAAGGUAAGCCUGAUCCAGAACUGCCAGCCUCCUCGGAGAUCAGGAAGGGCAGCUCAGAUGCAAACUAUCUUCAUCGCGCUCCUCUUCAUCCCUUUCUUUGUGGGCGCUCUGUCCAUGGUUGCAUACACCUCCUGGAGCCUGACCCCCUCAGAGCACUGCGGUCCAUUCAGAGGCCUCAACAACACCUUCAGUGUUGUUGUUGUCUGGAUGGAUCACCUGGAGAACAUCUCUGGUUCUGAAUGGGCCAUCUGGAUCUACCAGAAAGUCAUCCGGAGCGAAAUUUUCUACUUCCUUAUUACAAUCAUUGUCCUGGUCAUCAUCUACCUCUUCUGGCAAGUCACACAGGGGCGCAAGUUACUUAUUGUGCUGCUACGACAGCAGAUUGUCAACGAAGGGAAAGACAAGACCUUCUUGCUGGAGAAGCUCCAGAGCCUCCAGAAAUCCCAACCUAAUAAAAAGCACAAACUGAAGAAUCAAAAAAAGCACACCAAACGUCGCUCGGAUGACCGUUCCUCAGGUGGUCGGUCCAACUCCAACGUCAUGGUCCAGGCUUUGCUGGAUCAGCAGCGGCUGGAGGCUGAGGAGGAGAGGAGGAGCUUUAGAGGAGUUCCUGUUCCCUCUGACAUUUCCACCACUUACGUCACUCAGGUGCGCGGCAUGUCAGUGUAUCAGAGGACCGCGGACGAACAGGAUGGACAUUUCCACAGGAUGCCCGUACCUACAGAGCACCUGUCGUCCUCCAGUGCCCUCGAACAGGCCAUGCAAGCCAGACAGAGAGCCGAGGUUCAAGAAAGGGACCAGUACAGCCAGGCAGCAGAUUUUACAGACAACCCCCUGUCCAGCUCCAGCUCCAGCGCUGUGCUGCAGGUGAUGCAAGCCAGACAAAGUGCAGAGGGGUACUACAGGCAAGCAGACAAUACAGACAACUUGGCAUCCUCAAUGUCGAGUGUAAUGAUGAAGGUUAUGCAAGCAAGGCAGAGAGCAGAAGAGGAGGAGAGUGUUUACAGGGUGCCUGCUGCUCCACAGAACCCAGCUCCCCCAGUGUCCAGUGCUCUCAUACAGGCCAUGCUUGCUCGACAGCAGGCCCAGAAUGAGUAUGAUGAUGGCUACUGA
Messenger RNA from Myripristis murdjan (pinecone soldierfish), 3012 nucleotides. RefSeq names its product transmembrane channel like 5 (gene tmc5). The transcript has 20 exons. The record is from RefSeq and is a predicted model, not a curated record. Bases 1 to 3012 code for a protein of 1003 amino acids. Lineage: Eukaryota; Metazoa; Chordata; Actinopteri; Holocentriformes; Holocentridae. Gene Ontology annotation, molecular function: mechanosensitive monoatomic ion channel activity. Gene Ontology annotation, cellular component: plasma membrane.